UGCUGCUGCUGCUGCUGCGCGCCCCGCUCCUCGCUCUGCUCGCCGUGGGGCCGCGGGUUCGGUCCGCCCGGGCCGCGGGGUCCCCGCAAGAUGAGGCUGGCGCUGCUGCUGCCCUGGGCUUGCUGCUGCCUGUGCGGGUCUGCACUGGCCACCGGCUUCCUCUACCCGUUCCCGGCCGCGGCUCUGCAGCAACACGGCUACCCCGAGCCCGGCGCCGGCUCCCCGGGCAGCGGCUACGGGGGUCGCCGGCACUGGUGCCACCACACGGUGACCAGGACCGUGUCAUGUCAGGUGCAGAAUGGCUCGGAGACAGUGGUCCAGCGAGUGUACCAGAGCUGCCGGUGGCCGGGACCAUGUGCCAACCUUGUGAGGACUCUCAUCAGACCCACUUACAGAGUGUCCUACCGGACGGUCACAGCGCUGGAGUGGCGGUGCUGCCCUGGAUUCACUGGUAGCAACUGCGAGGAAGAAUGUAUGAACUGUUCCCGCCUCAGUGACAUGAGCGACAGGCUGACCACGCUGGAGGCCAAGGUGCUCCUACUGGAGGCGGCUGGUCACCCCUCGGGCCCAGACAAUGACCUUCCCCAGAGCAGCCCUCCGCCCUGGAACGAGGACUUUCUGCCCGACGCCAUUCCCCUGGCACAGCCUGGCAUCCGCAGGAGGCGGCCCACGGGCCCGGCGGGGCCCCCCGGGCAGAUGGGAGCUCCAGGCCCUGCUGGGCCCCCAGGCUCCAAGGGGGACCGGGGCCAAGCAGGAGAGAAGGGCCCAGCAGGGCCACCCGGCCUCUUGGGGCCCCCUGGCCCCCGUGGGCUUCCAGGUGAAAUGGGGCGCCCCGGCCCCCCUGGCCCCCCGGGCCCUGCAGGCAGCCCCCACGGCGUCCUCUACUCCCUGCAGCCCUCGGACAAGGCCAAUUCGGACACUCAACUGGGUUCGGCCGCUGUGGACACGGUGCUGGCAGGGGUCCCAGGGCCCCGUGGCCCCCCAGGCCCUCCAGGUCCUCCUGGCCCACAUGGGCCCCCAGGACCCCCUGGAGUGCCGGGGUCCCAGGGUCCAGCUGCAGAGCGGAGUGUGACGACCCCUGCUGGGGAGCCUGGCGGGAAAGGGCAGGAUGCAGAUCAGGCCGCUGCUGAGGGUGAGGGGGUGCAGCAACUGAGGGAAGCACUGAAGAUCCUGGCUGAGAGAGUCCUCAUCCUGGAGCACAUGAUAGGGGUCCACGAUCCCCUGGCCUCCUCCGAUGGGGGCUCAGGCCAGGACGCGGCCCUUCGAGGUCUGAAGAUUAAGCGUGGGGGGCCACGGCCUGAAGGCUCCCUGGCUGCCCUGCUGGGCCCUGACCCCGGACAGCCACGUGUGGGCACCAGCAGGGCCCAGUGAGGAAUGUAGAGGAUGCACCCGCAGCUUCCAGCCCAUGGGGGCCCCAGGCAUGGACUCUCCGGAUUGGGGCAGGAGCAGAUCCAGGGCCCCUCCCAGCCCCCCAGCCCUUCUUGGA
This is a messenger RNA of Suncus etruscus (white-toothed pygmy shrew), 1486 nucleotides long. RefSeq names its product collagen type XXVI alpha 1 chain (gene COL26A1). NCBI's taxonomy places the organism in Eukaryota, Metazoa, Chordata, Mammalia, Eulipotyphla, Soricidae. The coding region runs from base 91 to 1371 and encodes 426 amino acids. The record is from RefSeq and is a predicted model, not a curated record. Gene Ontology annotation, molecular function: protein binding. The transcript is spliced from 13 exons.